CACUCACACCCUCAUUCCAGGCCUUUCCCACUCCUAAGCGUAUCCCCAAAUUCAGCAUGAAAACAUGCGGCAACUGCAACAAAGCUCAUCGCAGGGAUGGCCGAUCAAUUCAAUCACGGCGUCCCUAAGGUGUUGUGACAUUCCCCCGGCAUCCAUCCUUGGGGAGGGGGGGGGGGGACAUGGUAAUCAACCAUCUCUUGGGGCUUGCGAAUCCUACGGUCCGUUCUCCAAUUCCAAACCCGUUCAUGCCGGAAUGCUGAUGGUGGCUUUCUAUCGAUAUGCGAAGAAGCUGCCAGUCCGAAAACCCUUCCCGAGGAUACGUCCAAACGUACCAUGCAUCCUUUCAAUCAAUAUCACGCUACAUAUAAAGAAUUUACAUACGAUUCGUAGGAAGCAAGUCCUUCCUUCACGACUUCACAUUCCCUGUAGCAUGAUGCUUUCAAAAUUCAUCGACGGCCGUCGGCGCAGUCGAAUUUCCUGGGUUUGUGUAUUCUGGAACAUAGAACUGCAAGGAUCCUAUGGUCAGAAGUCGAGCGAUCCACGUAGAGUGUCAACCACUCGUACACAAAGAAGAGAAUUGCAUCCAUAGUACCAAAUCUGAGUUUCUCCGGUGUUUCGACACAAAUGAAUCAAACAGCCAUGCAUCACGAGAU
Molecule: messenger RNA, 653 nt
Organism: Guyanagaster necrorhizus
Lineage: Eukaryota; Fungi; Basidiomycota; Agaricomycetes; Agaricales; Physalacriaceae
Exons: 5
Coding region: 65-589 (174 amino acids)
Source: RefSeq, a predicted model, not a curated record